CAGCUCCUGCACGUGGAAAGAAAAUAUCAAUAAAAUUUCAAAUGCUAAUAGCUCAACUCCAGACCAUUGAGAGCUAAAAUAUCUAUAUAGUUUGAAUCCAAACUGAGUUUCCUUUGUUCACCUUUUCUCCUAACAAGCAACAAAAUACCUUAUGAUCAUUGUUCUAGGUCAUUCAUUUCUCUCAUGAUUUUUCCAUGAAAGAAAACUGAAUUUGCCGAUAUUGUCAGUCUGUUUCUAAUCUGUUCAACAGAAUUCCACUUUAAGAUUAGGAAACCAAGUAGCCAUUUUAGAUGAGGAGCAUUCCAAAAUUAAAUUACUUGUAGAACUUCUAAUCAGAGCAAAUUAUGCAAGUUUUAGGUCCUAUAUUCAUAUCAGGUUGUUCCUCUAGAAAAUAUUCAAAUUCUUAUAGCAAGUUUGGGAUAAAUUAACUAGACUAUAAGCACUGAGUUAAUGAAACUGCAAACAGAGCAUUGAAUAACUUAACUUGAGGUUUUGCAUGGUAUUUAUCAUGUUUAGCACUGAUGAUCCAUGGUCAGAGAACAAGAACAGGGUUUUCAGUCUCCAUGAUGCACCAUGGAUGGUAGGGCAUUUGUGUAUCACCACCCAUUUCAUUUGUUAAAAUGAUGCUGCUUUUCCCUUACCUAAUGGUGCUUUUACCUCACCUGAAGUGUUCUUUACGUUCAUACUAUAAAACCAUUCUAACAGCAGGUUAACAAUGGUGACACAAAAGAAUUGGGCAUUUUGUUGCAAAAUACAUUUGGAGAUCCAAAACUGAACAUUAAAGCUUUAUUAUUUGGUGGAACUCAGUGUUCACAUCCGCAGAUUCAAAAAGACUGAUCCUCCAUUAACUGUUUAAGUGCAGUAAGACCGUAAACUACGUGGACUUAUAUAGAGAUGAAAAACAAAAUUGGUUUUUGGUAUAUGCUUCAGGUUCUAAAAAGAGCCUGAAUUUCCUAUCUAAGGGCAGCUAGUUCUUCUCCAUAUUAUACUUCUGAGGUUGAUUGCCUUGACAGGCAUUGGUAUUCAUGGAUUUCUGCUUCCCUGAGGAGUGGUGGAACAGAGAAGAGAAGUCAAGCCGACGCCUUCUUGAUAAGAACUACUGAACAUGUCCAUGUUCAGAAAGGUUUCUUCAUUGCUUCACAUCAAGAAGUGGUUCUUUGAUCAUGCAAAUAAUUCAAUCAAAAAAUGCUUCAAAGAGAGUAAUAUUAAAACAUCCUAUGUAAGUACUAUCAAGAAUGUUUAAAUUUGAUUAAGCUUUUGAGCCAAAGCUGUUUAAAAAAUUGUUUUUUUUAAUUAUUUGACUAAAACAAAACUUGCAAAAUGGCAUUCCAUGGUAUAGAGAUGUUAAAUAUAUUGAUAUAAUCAGAACUAUUGUGUAACAGAAAACUGGAAAGAGUAUUUAGUUCUUUUUCUAAGGUAUGUCAUGCCUCAGGGAGCAAAUGCUUUAUGGAGGGUCCAAGAAAUACAUGAAAUAGAUAAAAAUAAAUUUAGUCCCAAUAGUUUAAUUAGAUCAAGUGUACAAAUUAUAGCCCGAGUUCUUCUGGGUUUUCCCAAGAAAAAGAAAUGUAUUAUCCAGCAAUUUAUCAUGGAUUAGGUUGUUUUUAAAAUAAGUGGUCUAUUAAUGUAGAUUAUAUUUUACUAAAUUGUAACACACUGAAAAUGCCAAAUACUUAUCUUCAUUACUAAGAAAAUCACAUCUUAUUAAUCUUGACUUUCACAGAUGAAGCACUGACCAGGCAAUAAUCCACACCCACUGCUUCAUCUACCAAGACUGACCAAAUGGUAGGUUGGAAUUUGGAAUUCAUUAAUAGAAAAGAAAUUUUUUAAAAAACGAUUUUAAAACUUUACUGCCUUAACUAAAAUUUCAGUGUCAGAAGUACUUCUUUCAAAUGAAACAAAUUGUAGCAGGAUGGUCUCCCUUCCCUCUUAAAAAAAUCAAAAACAAAAACACACAAAAAAACCAAAGUCAAACUUAUAGGAGAAAAGUGGGGCUUCUCUUUAAUUUUAUUUCCCUAACUCAAAAUAGUAAAGCAAAAGGAAUCAGAACUUCUCUGCCACAAUAAGGAGAAAGAACGCCUUUCACCCCAAGUUCUAACUCGCCAUGCCUGGUUUCAUUGUGCAGCCCGUGGUAUUAAAAAAAAAAAAAAAAAAAAAACGGAGGGGAGAGCUAUGGUUUGGGAGUGAACACUACAUAAAAUGUGAAGGAUCACCCCGGGAUACCCCUCCAUCUUUGUGACAAACCAGUUUAGUUAUCAGUUACUCUGGAGUAAAGGGACUUAAUGGAUCCAUAUUUCAACCCUGACUUCCUUUAUUACACUCAGCACUUACACAUGUUUUGGAAUGUGAAUUAGCCCUUGGAGCUUGGAAACUGCUGCUUGAGUACCUUUUGAAGGGAAGGAAUUUUUUUUUUUAUACUAGUAAUUUUACUCCCUAUAUUAUAGCAAAAUAUUUGGAUGAUUUAAUGCAAAAUUAAAAGUAAUUGUUUAGAGAUGUUUUAUUUGUGUAUAUAACUUGUUGGUUGUUAGAAUUUUCCAUCAGUCUUCUUUUAAAAGUUAACUGAUUAUUUUUAUGGCUCAAGCAACUCCUAUCAUAUUUUGUUUUAGCUAGUUAUAAGCAUAAAGCAGUACUACAGUGUUGCUAUCUUUAAAUGAUAACCCUAACAUACCUGUAUAUUACUUGUUAGUGGGGUUUAUUGGCCUGACUUUUAGUAUAUACUUGUUCAUUGUUGUUUUUUAAAAUCACUAUUUUUUAAUACUCUGUGAAAUAUUUGCAUGGGAUUUUCACCAUAUUAUGUUUUGCUUAACUGGUGGUUUUGUUUGUGUUUUCCAUUUUUGAGUAUCACUUUACUUCUUGAUACAUUCUCACCGAAGAAUACAUACCCUUUUUGUUCCAACAAGGACAGUUUGUUAGUUGAUGAGCACUGGAAAUAAAUAUCACUGAACCCACCCACCCCCUGAUAUUUCUUCCUGAGGAUUUUUAUCAUGCAAAUCACAAAAUGAAAAUUGGUGCUUUUAUAAAUGUUCUGAAACUUUCAGAACAAAUAAAUGAAACAAAUAAUGAAAAUGAGAAUCUCCCUGGGUUUCUAUAAUGCUAUUAGGAUGUGCAACUGAAAGAACUGUAAUUUGAAUCUAGAAUAUUUUUGGUUUGAGUUAAUUUGGUUAAUUUGAUUUGGUUUUUGGUGUUAAAAUGGGUUUCUUAUUCCCGAUGGAACAGUUGUUCUGAUUGUCAUUAUUUUUUCCUUUUCCUGACCGAAAACCCAAAAAACAAAACAAAACAAAAAACUGCCAUUGGAAAGUUUAAAUUAGCAUGUCCCAAAUAUUUGACUUCUUGAGUACUUGCAAACCAAAUUUAGUAUUCCUAAAAAGCAAUAUUUUCAAAGAAGUACCAACCAAAGUAACAGUAUAGGGGAUGUCAUUUGCACAUGACAGUUUUUAACAAGGUAAUUCUUACCACUUCUCAAUUGAAUAUGUUUAUUAAUAACUUUCCAAAUUUAUCAACUUACAGAAACCCAAAAGUGAAGCAUUGGACUUAAGUGAUCAUUUUGCAACUGAAAUAAAUCUUUUCCUUUCACCUGUACCUUGCACUUAAUAUAUGCAGCAAUACUUCAUAUCUUCCUAUCUUAAUUAUUUAAGUAAUUUAUUUAAUUGCUGAUAAGUAUUUUGUAAAAAGCAAAAUUGUACAGAAAAAAUAUUAGAUAAGUUGUACUUAUUUUUAUUGUUUAUUAGCUUAGACACUACAGUGACACUCCUUGUUUGCCAGAAUUACUGGAAGUGCCUCUUGAUUUUAUAGAUUUUAUAUAUGUAUAUAUAUUUACAUAUAUAUUAUAUAUAUAAAAAUAUUACAGUAAACAUAUACUCAAAAUCAUUAGAAUUGUGUCACAGGUGAACAGUGUGGAUGUUACAAUGUGAAAAGAGGGUAUAAUAUAAAUACAAUUCUGUGGUAUUAUGUUUGAUGUAGUUAUUUGUACAGUUCAAGUCCUCCAUCCAGUUUUGAAGGCAUCCUUACCUCUUAUUUCCAAAUGCAGCGGCUUGUGCCCAGACUAUGCAUGCUGUAGUGAGCCAUCCAUUGGCCUGCCUACGAUUCCUAAGGACUCAUGGGGGCUUCUAUUCUCAUGCUCGCAUUCCCUUCCCGAUCACUGAUGAAUUCUUAGGUGCGUUAAUCUUCAUCUCUCUGUAGCUAAGCUGCGUUCUUUAAUCAAAUAGUCAACACCAUAACCAAGAUCCUUGGAUCUCUGGCAUUUAGCCUCAGAAUCCUAUAAAAGAAGCAGUUCAGCCCUUUAUCCUAUAAAUAGGACAAUUUAUCCUAUAAAGAUUGUCUGUCGAUGCCCAAUACAUGGGAUAUUUGGUUGUAAAGACUCAGAAUUAUUUUUGUUCCACGUAUUUGAAAGCUUUCAAAGACUUUGAAGGAUUCAAGACACUCAGAGUGUUUUAAUUAACUCAGACAUGGAGUCCUCAGAAACAAAAGCAAAAUGUGAUUUCCACCCAAAGUUCUCGAGGAUUAAUUCUUGAAGCUUACACAUACAGAUUUCCCCUUUACCUAUUAGACAAAAUCCCUGCUCCUAUGUUUGGUGUAUUCAUAGCUUUCUUCCCUCUGGUCCAAAACUAUCCCCUACCAAAUAACUAACCAUCUAUCAUUUAUAUUUCUAUGUCUUGGGCAAAUUAUAUCAGUGGAGUAUAUACACAAACUGUAUACUCAUAUUUUCUUUCUUCCUUUGUGUACACACACACUCUUCCAACCACAGACAGCACAAAGGAGCAAGACUGACAAUAUAUUCUCGAGAUGUGAAUCUUAUCCCUCGCCCAGGGCUAUCCUCUUACAGUGAUGCUAUGGUCCUCAGUGGAAGGAAGGCAACAUCUGGCUAUUCCUGACUGAUCCUUCAUCUCCUUCCUGCAAUUAGGUGCAGUCAAACUUGUUUUAGGUAAGGAAAAGUUAAUUCACAUGGUAGGGUAAGAGAGGUGAUGAUAUGUAUCUUUCCAAUGGAUCCUGAGAUUCAGGCCAGAGCAAAGGGAUGGCAGUAGAAAGCCUCCUAGAUCAAUUCAGUGUGUCCUGGCUCAGCUCUACAGAUCACCUCUAUGCCUGCUAAACCAUAUGAGGUGGAGCUUGGGAUAUGGAUGCACCCUAACCAAUGAAAAGAAAAAAGAAAGAAAAUCAGUUCUUAAAUAAUUAGAAAAUCUUCCACUUGUUAGGAUAAAUUUAAGCUUCUUUAAUCCUGAAGCUACUUCAUGUCCUGAUCAUUCCUUCUGACAUCAUUGCUGGCUUAGGAAAGGAGCCCAAGGUCCACUUCUGCUGAAAUCUGUCAGAUUUGAAGAACUGUCCAGCUGCCCAUGCUGUCUGGGAUCUUUUGGCCUCUUGGGACCAGUCAGAGCUGGAUGGGUAUGUGUUUGUGUGUGUGGUGGGGUUGGGGGGAGCAUAUCGCUUCAUACUUUGUCGUUAGCACUCAGGAGGUACAACGGCUCCUUGCUCUAUUGUCAAUUUGACUGACUUUUCCCUGCCAGAUGCUAAGGGUGAAUUCAUAGAAGGCCUAGUCUUCAGAGACUUCGAAGUAGUUAACGAUGAUGUAUUCGUUUUCUAUUUCUGCUGUAAUAAAUUACCACAAACUUGGUGACUUCAAACAAUGCAAACCUAUUCGCUCACAGCUCAGCCAGGUGGAAGUCCAAACGGACUUGGCUGGACUCUGCUUCUGGUCUCUCACAAGAUUGAAAUCAGAUGUUUGCCAUCUUCCCUGAAGUCUCUAGAAUCCGCUUCUGAACUCGCUUAGGUUGUUGGCAGAAUGGAGUUCCUUGGGUUAGAGGACUGAGGCCCCUAUUCCUUGCUGGCUGGCCCCUGGGAACCUUUCUCAGCUUCUUCAGGCCAUUUCCUUUCUCCAGGCAUUGUUUUGUUCACCAGUCCCAUCUUUAAACCGGCAAUGUCACAUGAUUCCUUCUUAGACUGUAAGACUUUCUCACUUCUGCUACAUCCUUUCUGUCUCCAGCUAGAGAAUGGCCUCUGCUUUUAAAGGCUCUUAUGAUUAUAUUGGGCCCAAAGAAUCCAAAACGAUCUCCCUACUUUAAGAUCUUGAAUUACAUUUUGAAAAGUCUCUCUUGCCAUGUAACUUAACAUAUUUACAAUUUUCUGGGGAUGAUGGGGUGGACAUCUUUGGGGGCUAUAAUUCUGUCUUACACAAAUUAUGAGUAGGAUAAGGAACACAGUGAAGAUAAAGAAGGCAUAUGGGCCACACAGUUAUUCUACAUAAUGGAAGCUCAUGCCUACAAUGAUAUUGAGGGGAAGGUAUAGAGAUUUCUCAUAUACACCCUGCUCCCAUACACUCAGCCUCCCUCAUUAUCAAUAUCCCUAUCAGAGUGGUAUAGUUGUUACCACUUAUGAACUAUUUAUGAACACAUCAUAAAUCACCCAAAGUCCAUUAUUUACCUUAGGGUUUACUCUUGGUGGUGUACAUUCUAAGGGUUUGGACAAAUGUAUCAUGACAUGUAUUCAUCAUUAUGGUAUCAUAUAGGGUAUUUUCAUUGCCUUAAAAAAUCCUCUGUGCUCUGCCUAUUCAUCACCCCCAGCCCUAACCGUUGACCACCACUGGUCUUUCACUGUCUCCAUAGUUUUAUCUUUUCCAGAACGUCCUAGAGUUGGAAACAUACAGUAUGUAAUGUAGCCUUUUCAGAUUAGUUUCUCUCACUUAGUAAUUUGCAUUUAAAGUUCCUCCAUGUUGGGGUGCCUGGGUGGCACAGUUGGUUAAGCAUCUGACUCUUGGCUUCAGCUCAGGUCAUGAUCUCAGGGUACUGACAUCCAGUCCUGCAUCGGGCUCCACGCUCAGUGAGGAAUCUGCUUGAGAUUCCUCUCCCUCUGCCCCUCCCACUUGUGCUUGUGCUGUCUCUCUAAAAUAAAUAAAUAUUUUAAAAAAUAAAUAAAUUUCCUUCAUGUCUUUUCAUGGCUGAUUUCUUUUUAGUAUGGAAUUAUAUUCCACUGUCUGGAUGGACCACUGUUUGUUUAUUUACUUGCUAAAGGACAUCGUGAUUGCUUCCAAGUUUCAGCAUUCCAAGCUGCUAUAAACAUCUGUGUACAGGUUUUUGAGUAGACAUACGUUUUCAACUCCUUUGGGUAAAUACCAGGAAGUGUGAUUGCUGGAUCAUAUGAGAAGAAUAUGCUUAGUUUUAUAAAAAACCACCAAACCCUCUUCCGAAGUGUGUGUACCAUUUUACAUUCCCACCAGCAAUGAGUUUCUAGGCCUUUUCAGUGCAGAGAUCUGGGAUAUGUAUUACUCAGACUGAAAACUCCUAGUUCCAACAUGGAACUACAAAGUUUUUCUUAACCUCAUUCAACUUAAAUUAUAAAUGACACUUUAAGUGAUAAGCCUGGAUGAGGUCAUAAGGGAGUAAGUGUAGGUAGAGCAAAGAAGAUAUUCCAAGGACUGAACUGUGCAGUGCUGUGACAAUGGAUAUUAACAGAAAAUGACCACUGAGGCAGGAGGAAAAGUAAGGGAGUGUGGGGUUCCAAAAACUGGGUGAAAAAAAUGGGUCAAAGAAAAGGGCACAAUCAGUGGUACACAAUUCUGCUAAUAGAUCAAUUAAAAUGAAGCCUGGAAAUUGAUCACUGGACUUAUUAAUGUGAAGGUCUUUGAUAUUAUUGACAAAAGCAGUUGUGGUAGAAUGGUGGGAGCAAAAAACAGAACUGGUGAGACAAGAAAUGGAGAAGAGGAAUUUUAGCUAAGGAGUACAGAUGAAAGUGUAGUCUUAGAAACAUGGACCAUACAUCCAUAGGAAUAGAAAGAAGACAAAUAAUAUGAAUACACAUGCAGGUGGGGAGUAAAUGUGGUGAGAGCAGAAUACAGUAUUUCUUUCCUGAUUUUUAGAAUUUCAUCAGUGAGUUCCCUAAGCAAGGUCAUCAGUUGAUAAUGAAAGUUGGGGGGAAGAAAAGUUUGAGGAAAUCAUUCAGGAGAAAGGGAAAGUGAUUAGGUUAUUAAAAGGUAUAUUUAACAAUGCCUCUAAGACCCAAUGAGGUUAGAGGUCAUGAGUUUAAGAUAAGCCCUGAGGGCAUGUUAGUGAGUUUUUCUUCAAGUAUUGAAAAUAGUUGGAUGUAAACACAGAGUAGACAGGAAGUUGAAUUAGCCCAGCUAUGGUUUGCCAAGGAAGAACAACAAAUUAACCAAUGGACAAGGGAAUGCACCAUUGCGUUAUAGAAGUGAGUGAUCAAAAAAAUUGCAUGAAACUCAGGUAAGGAGAGAAAAGACAAUAUGAAUGUUCUGGGUUAAAUUGUGCCCCCCCCCCCCAAAAAAAUGUUGAAAUCCUAGCCCCCUGUAUCAGUGAAUGUGACCUUAUUUGGAAAUAGGAUCUUUGUAGAUGUGAUCAAGUUAAGAUGAGGUCACUGGAAUGGGUCCUAAUAAACUAUGACUGGUGUCCUUUUAAGAACAGGAGAAGACAGAGACACACAAGAGAAGAUGGUCAUGUGACAAUAGAGGCAGAGACUGAAACGAUAAAUCUACAAGCCAAGCAAUGCCCACAAUUAUCAGCAAGCGCUGAAGGUAGAAGAGGAAAAGUUUGCUGACCUGUGGUCUACAGUAUGGAAGUAGGAUACAGUCCAAUGCAGGGGCUAUAUACGUGAGAAGCUCUGACUAUUAUGUAAAGGAGUGGGGUCCAGCCCCUCGCUGAGCACAUUGGGAGGAAUUGGCUGUCUUUGAUCUCCACCUCCAGGAUCAGAGUCAAGGAAUAUUUUCAUAAUGGACACUUCAUCCAAAGAAAAUAUCCAGUUAUUCUGCAAAAGUUCAAUGCAACCUGUCGGGCGAUCUUCCUUUAGAACAGAAUAUUCUUCCUCAAAGGAGAAACAACGAUGCUGUGGUAAACUGAAGGUAUUUUUGGGUGCCUUGUCUUUCGUCUACUUUGCCAAAGCAUUGGCAGAAGGCUACCUGAAGAGCACCAUCACUCAGAUAGAGAGAAGGUUUGAUAUCCCUUCUUCAGUGGUGGGAGUUAUUGAUGGUAGUUUUGAAAUUGGGAAUCUCUUAGUUAUAAUGUUUGUAAGCUACUUUGGAGCCAAACUUCACAGGCCAAAAAUAAUCGGAACAGGGUGCCUAAUCAUGGGAGUUGGAACAAUGCUCAUUGGAUUGCCUCAGUUCUUCAUGCAGCAGUACAGAUAUGAAAAGUAUUCUCCUUUCUCUAAUUCCACUCUCAGCCUCUCUCCAUGUCUCUUGGAGUCAGACAGUCAAUUACCUCUCUCGGUUAUAGAAAAAUCACAAUCCAAAAGAAAUGAUGAAUGUGAAAUGGAUGCCGGCUCUUCCAUGUGGGUUUAUGUUUUCCUGGGGAACCUUCUUCGUGGAAUUGGGGAAACUCCUAUUCAGCCUCUAGGCAUUGCCUACCUUGAUGAUUUUGCCAGUGAAGACAAUUCUGCUUUCUAUAUUGGGUGUGUGCAGACGGUUGCAAUUGUAGGACCGAUCUUUGGCUUCCUGCUAGGCUCAUUAUGUGCCAAACUGUAUGUUGACACUGGCUUUGUAAACCUAGAUCAUGUAACCAUUACUCCAAAGGAUCCGCAGUGGGUAGGAGCCUGGUGGCUGGGUUACCUAAUAGCAGGAAUUGUAAGUCUUCUUGCAGCUCUGCCUUUCUGGUGUUUACCAAAGAGUCUGCCGAGACCCCGAAGUAGAGAGGAUUCCAAUUCCUCCUCUGAAAAAUCCAAGUUUAUUAUGGAUGAUCAUACAGAAUACCAAACACCUCUUGGAGAAAAGUCAAAAAUAAUGGAAAUGGCAAGAGAUUUUCUUCCAUCGCUGAAGAAUCUCCUUGGAAAUCCACUGUACUUGUUAUAUUUGUGUGCCAGCACCGUUCAGUUCAAUUCUUUGUUUGGCAUGGUGACCUAUAAACCCAAGUACAUUGAGCAGCAGUAUGGGCAGUCAUCCUCUAAGGCCAACUUUGUUAUCGGGCUCAUCAACAUACCUGCAGUGGCCUUUGGAAUAUUCUCUGGGGGGAUAGUUAUGAAAAAAUUCAGAAUCAGUGUGUAUGGAGCUGCAAAACUCUACUUGGGAUCAUCUGUUCUUGGGUACCUCCUGUUCCUUUCCCUGUUUGCACUGGGCUGUGAAAAUUCUGAUGUGGCAGGACUAACUGUCUCCUACCAAGGAACCAAACCUGUCUCUUAUCAUGAACGAGCUCUCUUUUCAGAUUGCAACUCAAGAUGCAAAUGUUCAGAGACAAAAUGGGAACCUGUGUGUGGUGAAAAUGGAAUCACAUACGCAUCGGCAUGUCUUGCUGGUUGUCAAACCUCCACCAGGAGUGGAAAAACUCUUAUAUUUUAUAACUGUACCUGUGUGGGGAUUGCAGCCUCAAAGUCAGGAAAUUCCUCAGGCAUGGUGGGCAGGUGUCAGAAAGAUAAUGGAUGUCCCAAAAUGUUUCUGUAUUUCCUUGUCAUUUCAGUCAUCACAUCCUAUACUUUAUCUCUAGGCGGCAUACCUGGAUACAUACUGCUUCUGAGGUGCAUUAAGCCACAAUUUAAGUCUUUUGCCCUGGGUAUCUACACCUUAGCAAUAAGAGUUCUUGCAGGAAUCCCAGCUCCCGUGUAUUUUGGAAUUUUAAUUGACACUUCAUGCCUCAAAUGGGGAUUUAAAAGGUGUGGACGUAGAGGCUCCUGCCGAUUAUAUGAUUCAAAUGCUUUCAGACACAUAUAUCUGGGACUAACUGUGAUGCUGGGCACAGUGUCCAUUUUCCUAAGUAUUGCAGUACUUUUCACUUUAAAGAAAAAUUGUGUUUCAAAACAUAGAAGCUUCAGAACCAAGACAGAAGGAACAAUGGUGUCUACAAGAAUCAGGAAGGAAAACUGUACUACAAGUGAUCAUUUGCUACAACCCAACAACUGGCCAGGCAAGGAAACACAGCUUUAGAAAAAUGAUGACUUGAAGUCAUGUUUUCUAAUUUCUGGAAAUCGUGCAAACAAAUAGAUUUCAAUCAAAGGGGUUUUAAAUGUGUCUUGUUUUUCUCCUUUCAAAAAAAAUGUCUUUGUUUUUGACCCUAGGUAUUAGAUAAUGUACCUAAUAACAAGUAUAAUUAAACAUAUUACAGAAAAUGUGGAUAAUACAGAAAAUGUGGAUAAUAAAGUUAACCCAAACCUUUUAAAUCUUCCUUAUAUUAUUUAUACAAAUCCCUUAUAUUAUUUACUCAUUCUGCCUGAUUUUGCCUUGUGCCCAUUGAUAUAUUAGCUGUAUUCCUAGAACAAUUGUUCUAAUAGUCUAAUGGCUAUAUAUAAAGUAAUUUCUAAACUAAAAUACUUGUCAAGGGGAAGAGAGUCCUGUUAAAAAAUCAAAUUAUAUCUUGUCCUCCUUCAAAUAUGACCUUAAUGAAGAUGUUGGGAUAGAGCCAGAAUAGGUGGAGAAAGAUUUAAUUUCACACUCUUCCUUUCUUAUGGACUACAGUAAUUGAUACAGAAAUGUAUAGGGGCAAAUGAUCUUGGAGGAUUCAAAUUUUGGAUUAUUAGCUCUUCUGCCAUCCAUUACGUGUACAUCGUGUGUGACACUUGAAGUGACCAUGGUGGUAAAGUAAUAAAAUUAUUAUUAACAUGUGUCAUUGUCCUUCUAUAAAUCCAGUGGAUUAAAAAAUACUGUUUAUACAACACUGCCCGUAUUUUUUUUAAAGAUUUUAUUUAUUUAUUUAUUUUGAGAGAGAGAAUGAAAGACAGAGAGCAUGAGAGGGAGGAGGGUCAGAGGGAGAAGUAGACCCCCCGCUGAGCAGGGAGCCUGAUGCGGGACUCGAUCCCGGGACUCCAGGAUCAUGACCUGAGCCGAAGGCAGUCACUUAACCAACUGAGCCACCCAGGCGCCCAACACUGCCCGUAUUUUAAUGUAUGUAAGCUGCUCUAGACAUUGCACAUGACGUGAUCCUAAAAUGCAUUUGGAAGUUGAAUUUCUGAAAGUCUGCAGUAAGCUUAGGUGUUGUAACAGGAAUGAGGAGGUGACGGGUUGAGUGAUGGUGUGGUUCUUGGGUGCUCUGGUGUGGUUCUGGCACCCAUCACAGGGUCGAAGGGCUUCUGGGCAGGGGGCUGACACUGCUACAGCCUGCCAGAUAGCUCUUCAUUUCUGGGCAUUUCCUCUCUGAUGGCUUCCUGGAGCUCCUCUGAGGAGCUCUAAUAAGUUCAGCAGUCCUCCAUCGUUAGCUCUAUUAUCUACUACAUUUUUCUUCCUCCAACAGCUGGGUAACAGGAGCUUGGGCCUCCUAAGAAAAGCCGACUUAAGGUAGAGACCACCCCAGUGGAGUCUCGAAAUUGUACCACAAUUCGUAGCAGCCUCUACAACAAACAGAGCACGCAAUCAGGACACUCCCAACAAAAAGUUUGUUUGAGGAGUGUCUAGGAGCCCAAGUCCAACAAGAAGGUCCAGCUCAAAAAUGCAAUAAUAGUCUUCAUCGGUGGAAGGCUCAAAUAGUACAAACAAAAUAGUUUACUGUCUUUUCAUUUUUCCAUUAUAUACCCAUCCUGUAAAUAUGAAUGGAAAAAACUGGAGAUGGAAAGUUUGGGGAUGGAGAGCAGAGGAAAUUUCCUUUAAAUGUAGAUUAAUUUUGUCAUUUUAUUUGAGUUAGUGAUGCAAGAUUAUCCCAUAUUGUACUAUUUUUGAAAAUGAAAAUCAACGUGUUUUGUUUCCAGCAGGCCUACAUCAGACCUGCGGCUGCUGUGUUAACUUGAGAGCAGGAAUUCUUUUUGUCAUCUCAAUAUCAGUCUUACCCACAACAAAUACUUACCGAGUGCAAGAGUGACUAUGCUUGUCAAGAAUUUUCUUUGUAGAGAUGAAAUUAAAAUUCAAGGUCCUCAUCCUGUCUCCCACAUCCUCUUUAUUUUUCAAAGCUUUCUGUAGCAAUGUCCUGAAAAAUAGCUUUUUUGCAAGUAAAUUUCUAAACAGAAUCCUAUCCAAUUUACUCUUGAGUAACUUGAAAAAUAAAGAAAAAUUGGCAUGAAAGUUGAUUGAUCUUUUUUCAUAAAAGUACUGGAUGCCAGUGAAAAGGAAGCAUUUUUUUAAUGCAUUGCCAUUAAUUUGACAGUGAAAUUAUAUAUUCUAAACUCAGUAAUAUGGCAUAUGAGGGUAUCAUUUAGUGGGGAAUUGAAUUUACUAAGAGGAACCCUGAUAUUUUGGAUGAGUAAAUUCAUCUGACAGAAGUAAGCAGGCUUUUUAUGCCUCAG
This is a messenger RNA of Mirounga angustirostris (Northern elephant seal), 13125 nucleotides long. RefSeq names its product solute carrier organic anion transporter family member 1C1 (gene SLCO1C1). Gene Ontology annotation, biological process: bile acid and bile salt transport; transmembrane transport; sodium-independent organic anion transport. The transcript is spliced from 17 exons. Gene Ontology annotation, cellular component: plasma membrane. Gene Ontology annotation, molecular function: protein binding; bile acid transmembrane transporter activity. The record is from RefSeq and is a predicted model, not a curated record. Lineage: Eukaryota; Metazoa; Chordata; Mammalia; Carnivora; Phocidae. Bases 8705 to 10843 code for a protein of 712 amino acids.